This is a messenger RNA of Neodiprion fabricii, 2049 nucleotides long. RefSeq names its product cuticle protein 19.8-like. The record is from RefSeq and is a predicted model, not a curated record. Lineage: Eukaryota; Metazoa; Arthropoda; Insecta; Hymenoptera; Diprionidae. Gene Ontology annotation, cellular component: extracellular matrix. The transcript is spliced from 5 exons. The coding region runs from base 597 to 1319 and encodes 240 amino acids.
UACUCGAGCUACUGUUUGUAAAUUCAUCAUAAAAUACAUUUAGAAUUCCGGUGUUGACACGACUCGACAGAUUGACGAACAAUCAUUUUUUCCAGCGACAGCAUCCGUUUGAAUUUAACAUUUAUUUGAAAAUUAAAAGUAGUUGAAAGAAAAACAGACAAUUUUUCAGACAGUUAUUUUCGACUAGGAGUGACUGGUGUACGUACCAAGGUUUCCGGAGCACUCGGGAUUUUUUUUCACGUCGUUAUACGCGUUGUGUAAAUUCGAGAGUGGCCAUUUCGAGAGGAAAACCAUUCCUGCAGUUCCAAUCUGCACAAGUAGCAGGUAGUAUAGAACAUACCUGUAUAUCGGUACAGCGGUGGCGCGAAGUUCGUUAAAAUGAGUGAGUCGUACACGACGGUCUCGACGUGUACACAUCGCGAUUCAUAACGCGACGUGUGUGAAAUAUUUUUGUGGCUUAAUAUCGGUAGUGAAGCGGGAGUGAAGCGAGCCAAAGUAUUCCAUUCAAAACUGACGAUCCCGAGGGAAAAGUCCUCACUCGAAAUCGAGUUUGUAAAGCUGGAAGCAGGGAAACAACAACAACAAGCGCGCUGAUAAUGUUCACCGGCCUGCUCGCCGUAGCUCAUGGAGGAAUAAUUGGCGGAGGCAUCGUUGGAUCUCCAGCUGCUGUGGCUGUGGCACAACCUGCAACCGUCGUUCGCACGGAAGACUACGAUCCCAAUCCUCAGUACAGCUACAGCUACAGCGUUGCUGACGGCCUGACCGGCGAUAACAAGGCCCAGGAGGAAACGCGCAACGGAGAUGUUGUCCAGGGUAGCUACAGCCUCGUCGAACCCGACGGCUCUCGAAGGACCGUAUCCUACGCCGCUGACCCGGUCAACGGAUUCAAUGCCGUGGUCCAAAAGGACCCUGCCAUUUCAGUUAAGACCGUCUCUGCGCCGGGGCCGCUUUUGGGACAAACCCUCGUCACAGGACCCCAGCAAAUCAUCCGGCAUCCGAUACUGACCGGGGCCGCUGGGCCAGCGGUGGUGACCACUGCUUCCGGAUCGCUACUCCGUCAAUCGGCUGUACUCGCCGGCGGUCAGGUGCUCCGGCAGUCGCUGGUGGCCGGUGAACCCGUACUUCGUCAGUCAGUGAUAACGGCGCCCUCCAUCACGUCUCAGAACAUCAUUAGUGCCCCGUCCGUCAACGGUGGUGUCGUUGCCACCGCACCGCUGGCCUACGGCAUCGGACUGGGACUUAGGGCCGGAUCUCUUUAUGGUGCCCAUCCUGUUCUCCAGUCUGCCUACGGAACUGGAGCUAUACUGAAGGUUCACUAAGCGGCAGAGAUGCCAACGAUUCAGCAACAGCGUUUUCCUACCUUGGGUCAAUGUCCGCCCGAGACGCAACGUUGGAUAAAAACGCUGUGGCCGAUUCGCGAACAACUUGAACCGAGUAAAUCUUCAGAAAACGACACUUAAAGAGUAACAAAAACAAGUUAUCGCUUUGAAUUUGGUCAAUAUUUAGUGUCAUUUCGGUAACGCGCCUAACGCAUCUCGCGCUGAUUCCAAUUAAUGUAGCCGAUCUGUUAUAAACAAAUUAUAAAUCGUAGGAGAAACUUAUGGUCGAAAGAUCGAAUGCAAAUUUUUACAUGAUUCUCAAGGUGAUGAUGUAGUUUUCUUUUUUGAAGCUAUACUUUGAGUUUUUGUUCUCUGAAGUGAUCGUCAAGCUGCCAAUUCGCUUUACAUUUUACAGACAAGUGAUACGAAAUUCUUACGAAAAGCAACAGCCAACUUCUGACUUGAUUGAUUAGACGCUGCUUCAUCUCUUUUCCCCUUAUUCUGUUUGCACUGAUUCUUCCUCCCUCGAUGCGCACGAAUUGUCUAACAACUCUAAUUGCUUUUUAAAAACUGAGUAUCUUCUCAUCUGGCACACGUGAGUUUACACCCACUGGCACGUGUGCAAUGGACGUGGAUAUAUCUAAUCAAGUCUUAACACUAGCGUUCUUUGACACGUAAUGUUUACCCCGGACGGUGUAUUUUCUCGGUGGCAGCUCUGUAGAGUCGGUAA